GUAUUAACUUAUAAUUGUGCAGGUCUUUUUUCAAUAUUAAAUAUUCUAGUAUAUAUCUUUUUAAUUUAUUAAUGAAAAAUUUACGAGUCGAUGAUGGAUAAUGGUUCUCAAGGACAUUACAGCACUUCUACUUCAAAUUCUGUGGAAUCUCGUACAAGUAAUAUGUACAUUUUACAAGUUAAACCAAGCAGUAGUGAAGGAUCUUUACAAGCUGAUGCUCUUCCACUCCACAUGCUUAUAAACGGACAAGACCCCCAACAUCAUCAGUACUUUAUCCCAGUAAUACAAGGCAAACAGUUACAAUUAUUUAUUGAUUCCCGAGAACAAGCUGGCACAAACACGGCAAACAACCAGUAUUAUAGUAUCGUCACCGAGCCACAGACAGUCAACAAUGAAUUGCAGAUUGCAAAUAGUGACAUUAGCGUUACACCCAGCCAUGAACAUAUAUUGCAAAUUAAAACAGAUGCAAAAUCCAGGAUCAAUAAAUUGUCUCUGAAAGAAGACAAAAUUAAUAAUACUAAAGCAUCACAUAAUGCUGAGCAGAAAAAGAGAGUUGUGCAAAAGUUUGUGCACAUCUCGGACCGCGCGGCGCCGCCCCGGGCGGUGGCGGUGCUGCCGGGCGCGCUGCGGCUGCGGCGCGGCGCCGUGUGGCCGCGCGGCCCGCUGCCGGCGCGAGUGCGCUUCGGACCCGUACAAGGGAUCAAACGCAACCUAUCAACGGAAGAAGCAGAGAGCCUAAAAUUAGCGCACAGCAACUCUGGAUCGCCACUGUUCUUGCUGAAAACGGAAGACGGCACCCACACGCAUAUAGAUGUCUCUGACCAAGAUAAAUCAAAUUGGCUAAGUUUACUACCGCUCGGAGACCAAAGCACAGCAAACGUGUGGCUUUACCAAGAGGACCACGAAUUGUACGCGGCUACAAUAAAUACUAUACCCGCCCGGGUGCCGCUCGCACUGGGCUAUAGCAAGGAGUAUGUGGAUGCCCACAAGUUACCUGUCGAACAACCGGUAUUGGACCUUGAGGCAGAAUUGACCGCAAAGCAUCGUCAAUGGUGGUGCCACGAGUGUCAGCGGUCCAUGUCUACAGCGGCGUUGCUACAGCAGCACAUGGACGUUUAUCAUACGGAGGAGAAGCAGAGACCGCGCCGCUACCGAUGUCUGCACUGCACCAGAUCAUUCUGCAGAUUGUUUACUUUAAGGCGGCAUACGGCACGGCAUUGCACUAAGAAAGCGAAAGAAGACAAAAAUAAUCUAAUCCAAGCUGGCCAGACUGUGAAUGGUCUUCUAGACUCUUCAAAACCAGACGACCUCCCCGACCUACCCAUCACCCCCGCCGACGACAGCCGCCUACCCUCCGACGAGAGUCUCCAAACCCUCACCAACAACCUAGACUUCUCCACGACCCUGUUCGACCCGGACCGCAUCAACCUCGACAUGUCUGGCAGCUCGCGGGAGGACUUCAACUACUCGCUCGGGCUUAAGGACGAUAUUGCGCUGGCGGCUGGGAUAGAUUUUGGGAUUGACGAUUCGUGCAGUAAAAAGGACGUGAGAAAAGAGAACACGGAAACGGUGUUCCUAACCUGUAGAUAUUGUAAUCAAGCCGUCAUACGAGGGCGGCAACGUCAGCACGUCAAGUCAUGCACGGGAAGAAAGUUCCACUGUGGGUGCGGACGCGCGUUCCAAUACAAGGACAAACUGGCCCUACACAUACACAUAGACCACCCGAACCUGACUUCUGACCAGCGAAGACUGAAGAAUAGUAAAGAAGAUGAAUUGCAAUAUAAAUGUGAAACAUGCAAUCACAAGUUUAAGCGGCGCGGUAUGCUAGUGAACCAUCUCUGGCGAGUCCACAAGACGGUUUCAACUGCCGUCCCUCUAGAGAAGAAAGUCCGGCAUUACCCGUGCGUCACGUGCCCCAAAGUGUACCGGACGGCCGCGAAACGGGACAGUCACGUCAAGAUACAUCACCCUGGGUUGUCUGUACCCGGCGUGGGCACAUCGAUAGAGGGCGGGCUCGUGUCGUGCGCGCCGGCAGCGUGCAGCGCGUGCCCGCGCCAGUACGCCACGCGCGCCAAGCUGCUGCAGCACGUGCGGCUGCACCACCCCGCGCUGGCUCCCCCGGUCAAGCAGAAAAUACCAUUUAAAUGAGUAAUAACGACAUGCCUACUACAUACCUACAUCACUCGUCCGAUUGGGAGAAAAA
This is a messenger RNA of Cydia fagiglandana, 2203 nucleotides long. Its product is annotated as PR domain zinc finger protein 10-like. The transcript has 17 exons. Gene Ontology annotation, cellular component: nucleus. Gene Ontology annotation, biological process: regulation of transcription by RNA polymerase II. NCBI's taxonomy places the organism in Eukaryota, Metazoa, Arthropoda, Insecta, Lepidoptera, Tortricidae. Gene Ontology annotation, molecular function: RNA polymerase II transcription regulatory region sequence-specific DNA binding; DNA-binding transcription factor activity, RNA polymerase II-specific. The record is from RefSeq and is a predicted model, not a curated record. Bases 91 to 2148 code for a protein of 685 amino acids.